CGAAACCUCCUCACCUACACCGAAGAGACCAAAGGACCACAGCCUGAGAACAUCAAGCGGACUUUAAACCUGGUUCUGUGUGGGAGGAGAGGAGCAGGGAAGACGUCAGCAGCCAAGGCCAUUUUAGGUCAGACUGAGCUUCAUUCAGUCUCCAACUCAUCAGAGUGUGUUCAACAUCAGGGAGAGGUGUGUGGACGUUGGGUUUCCCUGGUGGAGCUGCCUGCCUUGUAUGGAAAACCUCAGGAGGCAGUGAUGGAGGAAUCACUCAGGUGUAUCUCCCUCUGUGAUCCUGAGGGUGUCCAUGCCUUCAUCCUGGUCCUACCUGUGGCUCCCCUCACUGAUGAAGACAAGGGAGAGUUAGAGACCAUCCAGAACACAUUCAGCUCUUGAGUCAAUGACUUCACCAUGAUUCUGUUCACUGUGGACUCAGAUCCUACAGAUCCAGCUGUUGGUAACUUUUUAAAUGAAGAAAAGGACAUCCAAGAGCUCUGUGAGAAAUCUGGAGGAAGAUCCGUUGUUUCCAACAUCGAGGACAAACAGCAGAUCCCACAGCUGUUG
This is a messenger RNA of Oreochromis aureus, 558 nucleotides long. RefSeq names its product GTPase IMAP family member 8-like. NCBI's taxonomy places the organism in Eukaryota, Metazoa, Chordata, Actinopteri, Cichliformes, Cichlidae. Gene Ontology annotation, molecular function: GTP binding. The annotation marks the transcript as partial. The record is from RefSeq and is a predicted model, not a curated record. The transcript has a single exon.